UCAAAGUCAAUAUUUAAUCUGUAUAAUUUAAAAACAGAAAAAUGGGCGCAGCUUUCUUUCCCGUGCUGUUCUUCACCGCCUUGUGGGGUGGCGUUGGCAUCGCCAUGCCCAUUAUGACCCCCAAAGGACCUCAUCAGAACCUCAUAAGAUGCAUCCUGAUGUUAACCGCCGCUUGCUGCUGGCUCUUUUGGCUGUGCUGCUACAUGGCCCAAAUGAAUCCUCUAAUUGGGCCCAAACUGAAGCGCGAUGUGGUGGCUAUGAUUGGAAAAUCCUGGAACAUGCCAAUUGUGGAUGGUUAAGGGAUUCGAUUCUGGAAAAUAUAAAGUAUACCAGCAUAAUCACCGCUUUACUGUUUAUAUUGUGUUGUAAAUAAAAAGUGAAAAUAUCCAUUGUUCUGUUAAAU
Drosophila takahashii is the source of this 403-nucleotide messenger RNA. RefSeq names its product Vacuolar H[+] ATPase M9.7 subunit a (gene VhaM9.7-a). Gene Ontology annotation, biological process: proton transmembrane transport. Lineage: Eukaryota; Metazoa; Arthropoda; Insecta; Diptera; Drosophilidae. The record is from RefSeq and is a predicted model, not a curated record. Gene Ontology annotation, molecular function: proton-transporting ATPase activity, rotational mechanism. Gene Ontology annotation, cellular component: proton-transporting V-type ATPase, V0 domain; plasma membrane proton-transporting V-type ATPase complex.